Sardina pilchardus (European sardine) is the source of this 2517-nucleotide messenger RNA. RefSeq lists its product as uncharacterized. The record is from RefSeq and is a predicted model, not a curated record. The transcript has 2 exons. NCBI's taxonomy places the organism in Eukaryota, Metazoa, Chordata, Actinopteri, Clupeiformes, Clupeidae. Bases 202 to 1929 code for a protein of 575 amino acids.
UUCGGACCCCGGACUCCACAGACCUUUUUAUUUGUAUUUUUCUUUCUACUUAAUAAAAGUCAAAACUCUAACCUUUGGUUAGGGCUUUGUAGAUAGACUGUCAAAAGUCCUUUUUAAUUUUUUCUUGCCUCCACUGAGUCAACGAGAAGAUCAAACUCCUUCGUUAGCCUGCAGAGGUGGCCAAGCGUGAGCUGGAUCAGGAUGGGCAGGAUGUGGAUGUUCUGGAUUCUGUAUCUGCUCGCUCUCUCUGCUCAGAGCACCUCUGGCAUCAGGACCCUCAAUAGCACAAGGGACCUAGCAGACAACAACAUUGCGUUUGGCAAGACAUUCCCCAGACACGGUUUAAAACUGCUCUACUGGCUGACACAUGACCUCCAGUGCGAUCAGAACAAUGUCAUACAGCUGAGAAAUCUCGAACAACAGGAAAACAUGAACCUUGACAGCCGUCCUUACGGCUUUCAUAUGUAUUGUAAUCGUGAAGAAUGUCUCCCUCCUAGUUUAAAUCCCUAUUAUACGUUGGGGAACCUCAAUAACUUGAAAUUCCCUCACACCAUAGAGCUUCCUAGUUAUGUUAGAGAUGACUAUGACAACAACCGGAACAACAGGUUAAGCAACAGGGACAGAGUUGUGGUCGAGGUAGACACCCCGAGCACGGAGGACACCCCGAGGCGUGUGAUCGCAGUCUACAUCACGGAACACUAUGAUCAACAAAACACCUACAGGUUAAGCCCCCAGCUCCUGAGAGAGAUUCGGAGCAUCACAAGUCAGGAAGAAUUCUUUAGGCAGGCAGGCUAUGACUUUGAUGGACUAAAGAAAUAUUAUUCCAAAAACUUCAACUGCAAAUUCCCAGAUGAACGAAGCUCUAUCAUUAGGCAUUUCCAGCACUCAGUUCCAGGGUGUAACACACAUGAGGUUGUGUCACUAGAGGUGACAUCCAGUGACACGGCUAACGCCAGGAUCACAUGGAGCAACAUCCCAGACACCACUCUGAGCAAAAACCUGUAUGUGAGGCUCUUUGCCAACAUGGACAGUACUGAGUGUCUCUCCAGCUUCAGGGUAACAGAGCCGUCUGGAUCCAUAGACACCAGCGUGCGUCUGGAUAACAGGCUGCAGGUCCGACUGAGGGAAUGCCGGUUUGAUAUGAGUUGGUUUGGAACUGAUAUCUGGAACGGCCCUGAGUUUGAUGAUGCCAAUAAGAAGUUACCAACUCAAGUGCUUGGAUACAACGCCAGUCUGCAGCUGUUUGUUAGAGAGGGUAAAGCCUGUGCCCGCCUCUACAUCAGUGGGGCCUUCAGUGACUGGAGGAGCACAUUUUACUACGCAUGGGUGGGGUUCUACCAGAGCAGCGGAGAUGGACACAGCAGCUAUGGAACAUGGCAAUGGGCCACCAAGUUCAAUAAAAAUACCCAGACACAAAUAAAAGAACAACACACAUCUUUGAUAUACGAGUAUGACUCUGGAUUAGAUGUGGGGCCCGGUUUCCAGGCUCGGUUCUUCCUCCAAAAGCCUGUCGGCAGUGUUCUGGCCUUCACAGUGCCCUGGGGGAGGGAGGCCACCAAGCAGAUUCACAACAACGUGGGGGGUUAUGAUGCCAGUCUGCAUCUCACUGCUAGUGGCGGUUACGCCCUUGCCCGCCUCUACAUCAAAAGAGACUUCACUAACUGGGGGGAUGCGUUUUACUACUCAUGGGUGGGCUUCUAUGAGAGCAGCUCUAAACAGAACUCCAGCUACUACACCUACCAGUGGGUCACCAAGUUUACGCAGAAUGAGGAGCAGUGCACAGAGGAGUACCUGGCUUACGAUUACACGUCUAGCAUGACUAUCGGCCUCUGGGAGGAAGCCCGCUUCUUCCUGACUAAAGAUUACUCCACUAUGAUAGGCCGAGCUGAACUUGAUUUGAACCCGCCUCUUCUCUCCGGGUGUGGAUAGUAUGGUGCACUAGAUAGGAGCAGUGGCCAUGCAUAGGUGGCAAGCUACAGUGGGGUCGGACAACUAAUCCACCCCAGGGGCAAAUUGCACUUUUGUGUCUCAUGCUUAUGCAUUCUAGGGAGGGUCAGGAGAAAAUGGGAGUUUUGCGUAAAAAGAUGGGAGGUGAAAUGUAAAUUGUGCCUAAUCAGGUAUUCCCCUGCAGGAGAGAGUGGGGUGAUUUGUGCCUAAUCAGGUAUUCCCCUGCAGGAGAGAGUGGGGUGAUUUGUGCCUAAUCAGGUAUUCCCCUGUAGGAGAGAGUGAGGGUGAUUUGUGCCAGCGGGGAAGUUGUGCCCCCCCCAUCUCUAGGGAACCAUAGCAGUAAUUGGUCUUGUGACCAUACACUAUUGAAGACCCAGCCAUUUACGUCUGAAUACAUACUUGUCGCCUGUACAACACAAUGAUGUUGAAAUACUUCAUAUAAAUUUAACUUAAUCAAUUUCAUUGAAAUGGCUUGAUCAAAUUGGGUUAUCACAGCAUGAAUCAGUUUCAUAAACCUGGACAUUUCAUUCAUGUGUAACCAAUGUAUAUUCAUGUAAUAAAAUCAAGUAA